Molecule: messenger RNA, 2127 nt
Organism: Harmonia axyridis
Lineage: Eukaryota; Metazoa; Arthropoda; Insecta; Coleoptera; Coccinellidae
Product: MAGE-like protein 2
Exons: 5
Coding region: 88-2037 (649 amino acids)
Source: RefSeq, a predicted model, not a curated record
UAUGGUUUGUGUCUGUUGUUCGCUAGUUGUUCCAAGUGUUAAUAUGUGUGUUGUUUAGAGGACGAACAGUUUUGUGAUUUGUGAAAAAUGAGUAAAUUGCUAAUAAUCUACCUCUUCCUCCACUGCAUUUCGACAUUCAUCCUGUGCGAUGGUACUUUGGACGAACAGAACACCCAGAGCGAUCUAGAUCCUGUGAACGACCAUGAAAACAACGAAGAGAAAGAAAAGGAUCAAGAUAAGAGGACCAUCUUCAAUUCUGAGACGGAUAACUAUGGUUGGGCCAAACAUGUCGGUGUCCAUCCUUCAGGGUUCAGAUAUGUGUUGGGUAUAGGUCCGGUCGACUUGAAGUAUGUUCCUGUUAUAAGGAAUCCGUUUAGAGUUGCCAAUCGACCAAGAUGGCCUUCGAAGGUUUUCAAACCUUUCCGACCAGUCAAACAUGAUCACGGGUGGAAGCAUGUUAAAGCUGUUAUAAAUCCUGCAUUAGCUUUACGACCAGUAGUACCAUUUUUCAGGCCGGUAGUACCGCUUGUAAGGCCUGUAGGAAGGCCAGUUUUUAAGCCAGUUGUUGCUCAUCAGUGGCCAAACAAGUCUUGGCAACAUGACGAAUGGAAACAGAAACCUGCAACUCCAAAGCCUAUAGUCGCCCUCACUCCUGUGGUACCUGUGGUCAAGCCCAUUCCAGUACCUCAAGCUGCUCCGGUAGUUCCAGUGAACCCGGUAGUUCCUUUGCAACCGGUGAAUCCAGUGGUUUCGAUACAGCACGUGCAUCCAGCAGUACCAGUCAACCAGGUGCUACCAUUCCAGCAUGUAAAUCCUGUGGUCCAUGUGCAACCUGCUCCGCCACCGGUGGUACCGUUUCCUACCACAAUUUCUACAGAUCCUUGGGUACCAUUGACAAAACCAGCGUACCCAUUGGUACCACAACAGCCCUUGUUCGAAGUUACCAAGCCAAACUUACCGGUACUACCGCUUGGAGCUAGUUUUCCAUCUCCAGUUCUUCAACAGGCUCCAGCAGGACCAGGGAUUCUCUUCCAAAAACCCCAAAUAAUACAUCAAAAUCCCACACCAAUCGUAGAAUUCCAUGGAAACCAUCACCACCAUCUAUUCUCGCCAAACGGUUACAUAAACUUCCACAAAUUAGCUUCCAUACAACCCCAAUAUGCGCCCCAAUUCACCCAAACUCUGCCACAAAAUGCACCAACACAAAUAUUUUCAACUGGCGUGCAAAUUCAGCAGAAUCCUCAGCUUUUCCAAACACCUUUUGAUGCAGGUCGGCCUAUUCAUCAGUUCCAUCAAACAGUACCACAGGUCACUCAAGUUCAGCAGUUGCCACAGCCUGAACAACAGUUUGUACCACAAGUUCAGCAGUUGCCACAGCCUGAACAACAGUUUGUACCACAAGUUCAGCAGUUGCCACAGCCUGAACAACAGUUUGUGCCACAAGUUCAGCAGUUGCCACAGCCUGAACAACAGUUUGUACCACAAGUAACGCAAGUUCAGCAACAGUUGCCUUCACCAGAGCAGCAGUAUUUCCAUCAAGCAACACAGUUUCAGCAACUUCCAAAUCAAGAGCAGAACGUGAACCAGAUACAGCAAUUUUCAAACCAAGGUCAGCAAGUUGAUAACCAGUAUUUGCCUCCGUUGGCUCAUGGGCAACUUCCCCUGGAAGGAGAGACUGGAUCCCAGCAACAGCCACAAAACCCGUUUAUACCAAAUCCCCAAUCGAACGUCUUCUUUCAAGGUCAAGACCAACAAUUCGUAAACAACAACGACAUUCAGCAACAAUUUCAGAGUUCCAACAGCAUCCAACCAGGUCAGACUGACGUCCAAACGCCUCUUUAUCUCCCUACACAUUAUACCUACAAUCCAUCUCAAGUAGAAACAUUUAACAGUGGUUUGAGUUCUCAAUUUAUGUCAAGUCAAGAUCCUGGGUUUAGACCAUCAGCUCAAUUAGAGCCUCCAUACAAUAAUUUUGGUUAUAAUAGGAGGGAAGAUGUUGGAGAAGAAGAAAUGUCUUCUGUUGAGAGUAGUACCUGAUAUGUAUCUGUGUUUUAGUUAGUAUUGAAUUGUUGACUAUUGUGUAAAUAUGAUUACUAAUUUAUUUGACGAAUAUAUAUUUUUUACGAA